Messenger RNA from Salvia hispanica, 3223 nucleotides. NCBI's taxonomy places the organism in Eukaryota, Viridiplantae, Streptophyta, Magnoliopsida, Lamiales, Lamiaceae. The record is from RefSeq and is a predicted model, not a curated record.
UCAUGGUUCAAACUAAGAAUUUCAUUUUCCAUAUUCUCGAUGUGCUGAGCCUGUGAAACUCAUCAUCAAGAGCAUGUAUAACUGUCCUAAUAUGCGUCGAGCUGAGAUCAAAUCUAAUCUGUAGUCUUGUUGUAGCUGAUGCUCAGAAGCUGUUCGAUAUAAUGACUCAAAGACUGGAUCUUUGAACACAAUUUAUUUUCAGCAAUUGAAACACACCUACAACCAUGGCGGCUUAUGCAGCUCUGCUUUCUCUGAUGCAUAUCAUAGAUAACCUCCGUCUUCAUCCUCGCCCUCCUAUUAAUCUCCACCACAAACAAGCUCAUUUCCUCACUGAAAAAGUCACACACCUCCUGGAUUUUCUCAGACGCUACAACCCUCGUCUCGGCUACAGCACAGAAGCCGAUCCCUUGGAGCUUCGCAUUGCAGAUGCAGCUUAUGCGGCUGAGGACAUAAUCGAGUCUCAUAUCGUGGAUCAGAUCACAGGUGAUGGCGGAGAGAUGAGCUUCGAGGCCUUGUAUCAAGCUCUAGACAAGGUGAUACAAGACAUGAAUCUGAUCGAAGAAGAAGCCAUGGAGAUUGAAAGGGGACUCGGAGUUCUAGAUCAUGUUCAAGAAAACUCGACGUAUUCGGAUUCAAAGAGAUCGUCUUCCAUGGUGGGAGUCGAAGAUGUCAAAAUUCAACUGAUGGAUAAGCUCACUUCUGAUUGCCGCGAUCUACUGAUCAUUCCCAUUGCAGGAAUGGGCGGAACGGGUAAGACGACUCUUGCUCGAGCUAUUUAUCAGGAGCGUCUUAUUACAGAGCAUUUUGAUACUUGUGCUUGGGCUACCAUCUCUCAAGAAUAUAGUGUUACACAAAUUCUAGCAGAGAUUCUUGGAUUGGGUAAUGAUCAGCAUUCAAGUGUGGGUGAAUUAGGAGAAAAGUUGCAUAAACAUCUUUUUGGUAGAAGAUACCUGGUUGUAAUGGAUGAUAUGUGGGAUAUUCAAGCAUGGGACAGAGUUAGGGUUUAUUUUCCGAACAAUAAAAAUGGUAGUAGAGUAGUCGUAACAACUAGGCUAUCAAAUUUGGCAUCUGAUUUGUCGAGUAAAAGUAGUAGUCUUGAGAUGGGGCUUUUGGAUGAGGCUCAUAGUUGGGACCUUCUCUCUAAAACUGUGUUCGCAGAGGAAAGUUGCCCUCUUCAUCUCGAAGAAAUCGGGAAAAGGAUUGCGAAAAGUUGCAAGGGACUUCCUUUAUCAAUUGUUGUGAUUGGAGGACUUCUGUCCAAGUCUGAACAUACAAGCGAAUUCUGGGAAUACAUAGAGAAAAACCUAAGUCCAAUUGUGAACUUAGAGGAUGACGAGCGUUGCUUGAAAAUCUUACAACUGAGCUAUAAGCAAUUGCCGGUUCAUUUGAAACCAUGUUUUCUCUAUAUGGGAAUCUUCUCCGAAGACGAGGUGAUUCAUGCCUCUAGGGUUGUUAGGUUAUGGAUUGCGGAAGGAUUUUUUAUAAAACCGGUAAGUGGGAAGAGCUCUAAAGAGGUGGGGAAAAUGUAUGUGAAAGAGCUUGCAGAUAGAAAUCUUGUUUUAGUUCACAAGAUAGGGAGUAUUGGAGGCAUCAAGGAGUGCAAAAUGCAUGAUUUGUUGAGAGACUUCUGCUUGAGAGAAGCUCGGAAGGAGAGGUUUUACAGUUUUGUGGAUGGAGAGGACGAAACAAAUGCGCGACGCGGCAUUGUUAUUCCGACCACAUCAAUGGAGGAAGUUGAGCAUGCCCUGCAGUCCAUGCCACAAACCCGUUCUCUGAUUUGGGGCCAGGACGGAAAACCACCAUCGCUAAGAUUGAGAUGGCUAAGGAUCAUUCAAUCUACGAAGCCUUUCGUUUAUCAAGAAACAAUGCUUCAGUUAGUUAAUCUUCGGCACGUUACUGACGUGUCUCUGGAGGAGGAGAGCGUAUUUCCUUCAAUGCAGCGAUUUUGGAAUCUUGAGACUUUGAUCAUCAAAGGCAACGGCUCGAAAUUUUCCUUGCCAGCUGAGAUUUGGUGCAUGCCUCAUAUGAGGCAUAUUCAGGUCAAGUAUGUCCAUCUCCCCGAUCCUCCUGUUGGCCACGCUGCUGCUGAUGACAAUGGCGACGAUGGUGGUUGUGUCUUACAAAACUUGCACUCGCUGAAGAGGAUAACAAACUUCAAGUGCAGCGAAGAUGUGGUUAAGAGAAUUCCCAAUAUCAAGAAAUUGGGAGUGUACUACAAUGAAUUCGACGAAAGGCUGCAAGUCGAGAAUCUAGUCUCUUUAGAUAAACUCGAGUCGUUGAAGUUCGUUAUAUUCCAACCGCCCCCGAAAGGGACGGAGGGAGUAUCAAGAAUGGAUGGACAGAGCCUUAACUUCCCUCAUUCGCUCAAGAAGCUGACUCUUGGAUUGCACUACUCCAAGUUUAGCCAACAAGUGUUGGGAAUGAUAGGUGUUUUGCCCCAUCUUGAGAAGCUCAGGCUCGAUAGUGGCAGUUUCGAAGAACGGAAGUGGGAAACAGUUGAAGGGCAGUUCAGCCGCCUGAAGUUCUUGGAGAUUUCGCGGUCGACUAUAGUAGAAUGGAAGAUGGAGGGAUCCCACUUUCCGCGCCUUGAGAAGCUUGUUCUUAGAAGGUUGUAUUACAUGCAGGAGAUUCCUCUAGAAGUUGCAGAGAUUCCGACUCUUGGAUCGAUUUACUUCGUAUUUGGCCACACUCAUGCUCUCAAUUCACUUUUAAAAAUAGUAGAGAUGCAGGAACUAUACGGAGAUGUAUCCAUUCGAAUUCUACUAAGGCUUAAAUAUAUAGUGCAAUGUGCAGAUGAAUGCAGCGAAUUAAUGAAGCAGUGUAGGAACAGUCCCUACAUUCGAUUUGAAGUUUGAACCAUGAUAAGGUUGAUACAGGCUUAAGAAGCCCAGGCCCACCAACACAAGCCUCGUUCGAGACAGCUGAGCCUUGAACCAUUCAAGGCCCAUCAACCAUGUCGACGCGUCUCCUCAACUAGGCGUAAGGUUGGUUAUGUUAUUUUACUUUUUUUAAAGUCCUUUCAUUGUGUUGAGCGUGGUUAUAAGUUCCGUUGCGUGCUUUCUUUAUCGUUUCUUUUCCAUGUAUUAAGAGAGUUGAACCACAUGGGGUUGUCAUUUACCAUGUAUUCUCAGCAACAUUACUUAGAUAAAGGAAUGAUUAAAAGGAAAUGCUUAGAUAAAAGUAUUUGUGAAUGGAAUUAACAAGGUUUCGAAUUCUUGGGGAA